Messenger RNA from Porites lobata, 877 nucleotides. NCBI's taxonomy places the organism in Eukaryota, Metazoa, Cnidaria, Anthozoa, Scleractinia, Poritidae. The record is from the annotation of a GenBank genome assembly.
AGUCAUCCUAGUCACCCCAGUCACCCUAGCCGUCCCAGUCAUCCUAGUCACCCCAGUCACCCUAGUUACCCCAGUCACCCUAGUCACCCCAGUCACCCUAGUCACCCUAGUCAUCCCAGUCAUCCUAGUCACACCAGUCACCAUAGUCGUCCCAGUCAUCUUAGUCACCCAGUCACCCUAGUUGUCCCAGUCACCCCAGUCACCCCAGUCAUCCUAGUCACCCCAGUCAACCCUAGCCGUCCCAGUCAUCCUAGUCACCCCAGUCACCCUAGUUACCCCAGUCACCCUAGUCACCCCAGUCAUUCUAGUCAUCCCAGUCACCCUAGCCAUCCCAGUCAUCCUAGUCGUCCCAGUCAUCCUAGUCACCCCAGUCACCCCAGUCACCCUAGUCGUCCUAGUCAUCCUAGUCAUCCUAGUCACCCCAGUCACCCUAGUCAUCCCAGUCACCCAAGUCGUCCCAGUCAUCCUAGUCACCCCAGUCACCCUAGUCGUCCCAGUCACCUUAGUCACCCCAGUCAUCCUAGUCACCCCAGUCACCCUAGUCGUCCCAGUCAUCCUAGUCAUUCCAGUCACCCUCGUCGUUCCAGUCAUCCAGUCACUCAAGUCAUCCUAGUCACCCCAGUCACCCUAGUCGCCCCAGUCAUCCUAGUCAUUCCAGUUACCCUAGUCGUUCCAGUCAUCCAGUCACCCCAGUCAUCCUAGUCACCCCAGUCACCCUAGUCGUCCGAGUCACCCUAGUCACCCCAGUCAUCCUAGUCAACCCAGUCACCCUAGUCGUCCCAGUCAUCCUAGUCAUUCUGGUCACCCUAGUCAUUCCAGUCAUCCAGUCACUCGAGUCAUCUGGGUCAUACAAGUAACCCUAGUCAUCCCAGUCAUA